Messenger RNA from Rhodotorula graminis WP1, 3403 nucleotides. RefSeq lists its product as uncharacterized. The record is from RefSeq and is a predicted model, not a curated record. Lineage: Eukaryota; Fungi; Basidiomycota; Microbotryomycetes; Sporidiobolales; Sporidiobolaceae. Bases 1 to 3135 code for a protein of 1044 amino acids. The transcript is spliced from 3 exons.
AUGACCGCCAUCUCGACUCGCUCGUCCGCAUCCGCACCCGCAUCCGCCGACCGCCCAAAGCGCGAGCGCCAGACCCGCCUCCAGGAGCACCUGCGCACCGUCAAGCCGGGCUCGCGCUCGUCGUCGCCCAGCCGCGCCAAGCCCAGUUCGUCAGCAGCAUCGUCGUCUGCCUCCAAGACGGUACCCAAAGCCCUCGCGGCGCUCGACCCGACCAGCGCCGGCGGCCUCGACGACGACGAGUCGUCCUCGAUGUCGGCAUCGACUGCGUCCGGCCGCCCGUUGCGCAAGGCCGCCGCCAAGGUCGUCAUGCACGAGCCGGCCGACCCGGCGAGCGGCGAUGAGAGCGUCGAGGAGCCCAAGCCGGCGCCGACUCGGACGCCGACCAAGCGCCGCUCGCCCGUCGACGACGACGCCGAGGCGCUCGCGCCGUCGAUCAAGUCUGCCGGGCGCAGCAGCACGGGCCGCAAGAUGCCGGCGCAACGGGCCGAGCGCUCGUCGUCGUCGUCGCCGUCGCCCUCGAAGAAGCGCGCGCGCGAGCCGAGCAGCCUCGAGUUCGGGCGCAUGGACGAGGCCGAGGUGCAAGGGCGGCUCGCGCACGAGAAGGCGGAACUGAUGGCGAGGCUCGCACCGCUCGGCAUCAACCCGCAAGACCACGUCCUCGACGAGGCCCUGCGCGCCAUGUCCAAGUCCAACACGCAGUUCACGGUCGAGUCCUUCAUCAGCACGCUCGCCUCGCUCGACGCCAACGUGUCGCCGCGUGCCGCCCAGUCGCAGCGCCCAAACCUGUCCGUCGCCGUCCCGACACCGUCGCAGGCCAAGCACGUCUCGUUCAGCACGCUCGAGUCGCCGUCGACGCCGUCGUCGCUCGUGAGCCCGUCGCUCCGCCACCCGACGCCGCCGCAGGCUUCGGCCGCGCCCGUUGCGGUCCCGGGCCUCUUCUACUCGUCGCCGGCCCCGCCGCACGCCGCACUGCCGUCGCGUGCGCCCAUGAGCGCCGUUCGCCCGGGCCAGCUGCUCGGCGGCUCGCUGUCGAGGUCGUUCUCGGCACCUGUCGUCCCGACCCUCGGCAACCCGCAGCAGGCGCCGCCGAGGGCCGGCCCCGCGCCUUCGGGCAGCCUCUUUGGCGCCGCCGCCGGCAUGGGUCGUGUCGCUACUCGCCGUGGUGCACCCGGCACGCUCGGGCAGCAGCCGCAGACGGCGUCGUCCCCGGUCAAGCGCGCGACGCUCGGCGGCGCAGCCCUGCCCUCGCCCGCACCCGUCAUCGGCGCCGCCCGCAGUGCCGCGCCGUCGAGCAGCCUCCUGCCCGCCUUCGCCCUCGGCGCGCACGCCGCCUCGUCGAGGGCCAACCCCGGCCGCACGGCCACGCUCCCGACGAGCGCCUCGACCAGUCGCCUGUCGAAGCUGCAGUCGUGGCUCGCCCAGGGCGACGACGACGGUACGUCCGAGGACGAGGACGAGGCCAAGAAGCCCGGCGCGACGGCGGCCGGCGCCGAGGCCAUGCUCAAGGCGGCGGCGGCGACGUCCAAGGUCGCCGCUGCCGUCGCUGCGCCGCCGCUCCAGCUCAUCGACGCCCCGCCGAGCGACGACGAGCGCAGCCCGGCCAGGCGGGCGCGAGUCGGUGGCAAGAGCGUGCAGGGCCUGCGCGACCGUCGCAACAGCCGGGACCAGCACGUUCAGCCGCAGCCGGCCCAGGCGCUUGCGCCCGCGCUCGCACAGCAGCAGGUCGCCGGCGACGCGCAGGGCAUGACGACGCGCAGGCGGGCGUCGGUCAAGGGCAAGGGCCGGGCCGUCCUCGAGUGCACGUGCGGCUCGUCGGCCGAGGGCGAGGAGGGCGCCGUCAGCUGCAUCGAGUGCGACGCCGCGUUCCACCUCGCGUGCCUCGACGUCGACUCGGUGUCGCAGCUCGUGUCGCCGUGGACGUGCUCGCGCUGCCUCGUCGCCGCCGCCGGUGGCGUCGAGGCCGGCGAGGAGGGUUGUCGUGCCGCCACGCCCAAGCUCGCCGACAAGCGCGUGCGCAUCGGGACGACCACGACGCCGCACCUGUACCAAGAGCCCACCCUCGUCGCCUCGACACCCGUCGCCCCGCCGCGCGGCAACAACUUCUCGCACUGCGCCGACAUGGCCCUCGCGCCCUCGCCGACCGCCUCGCCCCCCGGUCCCGAGCGCCGUCGGCUCCCGAUCCCGGUCACGCCGCACUUUGGCGAGGCGGCGAUCCAGCGCGCGCCGGGCGACUACUCGCCGACGUCGCCGCAGAACUACCGCACGCGCGCCGGGCGCACCCGCAUGAUCAGCGGCGGCGCGUUUCUCAACGGCGAGUGGCUCAACAGCAGCUGGGAUUCGCCCGGCGCGCCGACCGACGCCGAGCCGCCUCGCGGCGCGCGCGAGACGACGCCGGUCCAGUCGGGCGGGCUCUCGUCGCUCGUCGACGGCGACGUCGUCGACCCGUGGCAGCUGCCCGCCUGGAGCGACGUGACGAUGACGCCCUCCCGAGCGCUCACGUCGUCGGCAACGCCCGGCCUCUCGUCGUCGUCGGCAUCGUCGUCCGUCUGGGACACGCCGUUCGGCCACGCCUCGCCGCACGCUCACCUGCGCCGCGCCAACUCGUCGUACCACGCUCCGACCCUCGGCGGCGACUCGUCGCGCACGCCCUCGCACGACUUCCUCGCCGCGCUCGAGCGCGACCCGGCCGAGCAUUCGGCGCCCGGCGCCGGCCACACGUUCGGCCAGCGCCUGUUCUACGGCGCGCACGAGCAGUUGCACGACCACGAGCCGUACGAGGUCCAGGCGCAGGCCUUGUCCUCGUCGCCGCAGCGUGCGCCGUCGCCGCUCAACCCUCGUCGCGUGCCCUCGUACGGCUACGCCCCGCCGCCGCAGCACGUCCACCCGCACCAUCUCGGCGAGCAGCAGCAGCAGCACCAGGCGUACAAGCAGCCGUCGCUCGGCGACGGGCUCGCCAACCCGUGGAGCAACAACAGCCUCGGCGGCGCGCUCGCGCACGAGCGCACGGCCCUCUCGGCGUCGAUGAAGCCGUCGUUCUCGGCGCCGGGCGUCGCGCGCUUCUCGCACCAGCUCGGGCACCACUACGGCGGCCAUGAGGCUGUCGAGCAGCAGAUGCUCGACGACCUCCUCGUCUGAACCUUCUUCUUCCCUCGCGCACAAAAUGUCCAUGCCCUCCCUUCGCUUUACUCGCACGCGUUCUCCUUUCCUUGUCACUAGCCUUCCUGCCUCCCUCUCUCGAGUUUCUGGGUUGCCCUGUCAGAGGCGCUUAACGUCGUCGUCCCUCCCCCCUCCGUGUCUGUCGCCUUCUCUCUCGCUCUCUCCCCUCUCCCCCUUGUCCGCUUAGGUUUCCCCUGCGUAGUCUCUUUCCACAGUCUCGCUCUGCAACGCCUCGUGCAGGGCCGUC